This is a messenger RNA of Geosmithia morbida, 900 nucleotides long. Its product is annotated as complement component 1 Q subcomponent-binding protein, mitochondrial. The coding region runs from base 1 to 900 and encodes 299 amino acids. Gene Ontology annotation, cellular component: mitochondrial matrix. Lineage: Eukaryota; Fungi; Ascomycota; Sordariomycetes; Hypocreales; Bionectriaceae. The transcript is spliced from 2 exons. Gene Ontology annotation, biological process: cytosolic ribosome assembly. The record is from RefSeq and is a predicted model, not a curated record.
AUGCUCUCCAUCAGGACCCUGGCACGCGCAUCCGCGCCCCGCGCCAUCCGCAUGGCCACCACAUCCACCAUGCGCAGCGCCCGUCCCUCAAUGUUCGCCUCGGUCAAGCCCGUCGCCGCCGCCGCUGCCAUGACCAGCCGCACCUUUUCUGUCACGGCUCGUCGCUGGGCAGCCGAGAACAAGACCGAGUCGGAUGAGGAGCUCUCUGCCAAGCUCGAAAGCGAGAUCCAGAUCGAAGAAGACAUGAAGACCUCCGAGCAGGAGCCCGCCAGCGUCCGUGAUUUCCUGGCCAAUACGCCCUUUGAGCUCAUCGAUACUCCUGGGAAGGAAGUUGUUAAGCUGGUUCGUCAGUACAAUGAUGAGAAAAUCACCGUGAGCUUCUCCAUCGCCGACAUCACAAACUACGACCCCUACAGUCAAGACACGGCCCUCGAGGACGAAGAGGCCUUUGACGAGCAGCAGUCUUCCUCCGGCAACUCCAAGCGUGCCCCUGACGAGGACCUUGCCGAGGAGGAGGAGGACCUCGAAGACGAUGAGCCCUCCGCCCCCAUCAACCUGUCCAUCCUGGUCGAAAAGCCCGGCAAGGUCCCCGGCGCCCUCAACAUCGACGCCACCGCCCAGGACGGCGGUAUCGUUGUUGACAACCUCUUCUACUUCGACGACGCAUCCGUCGCCCGCGCCGAGACCCCCGAGUCCGCCCAGGCCCGCGCCGACAUCUACCCUGGCCCCCCCUUUGGCAGCCUCGACGAGGACCUCCAGGUCCUGAUGGAGAGGUUCCUCGAGGAUCGCGGCAUCACCCAGACCCUUGCCGUUUUCGUCCCCGACUACGUCGACGUCAAGGAGCAGAAGGAAUAUGUCCGCUGGUUGAGCAAUGUCAAGAAGUUUAUCGACACUGCUUAA